Messenger RNA from Rotaria sp. Silwood1, 1404 nucleotides. The record is from the annotation of a GenBank genome assembly. Lineage: Eukaryota; Metazoa; Rotifera; Eurotatoria; Philodinida; Philodinidae.
AUGAAUGAUAUAAGUAUGAAUAACAAUACACAAGAAGAAGAUUAUAUUGAUCAAUUAAGUUAUAUUCUUCCAUGGCAACGAUCAUUAACAUCACUUGAACGAUUUUUAAUUGUAUUGAUUGUUUCGGCAUUUGUUUCAGUUGUUGGUUUUAUUUUACUUUGUCUUAUUUGUUUUCGAUCUUCUUUAAAACGAAGAUAUUAUUCAAGAAAUAAAUUAAAUACAGAUCAACAUGGUUUGGUAAAUACAAUAUCAAGAAAAAGUUUAGCUACAGUUCCACCACCACCAAGUUAUGAAUCAAUUGUCAAAAAUGAUGAUAUUCUAGAUUUUAAUAAAUUAUCUAAGAGUCCAUAUUUAUAUUUAGCAAGAAAAUCUUCAAAUGGAACUGUAUCAGACACUGAUGGUAUUCAAUCAACUGGUAAUAAUGAUUAUGUAGCAUCAUUAAAUGGAAAAACUCGUCGUACUCGAUCGGCUCGUUCAUCAUUAUCAAAUUCUGGUACAUAUCCAACUAUUAGUAAUGCAUAUCCGUCAGGUCCAUAUGCUCAAAUAAAUGUUGAAAUUGAAAUUGAUAUAAUCGAAAAUUUACUUAAAAUUCAUUUAACAAAUGGUGAACAUUUUUUACCUCAUCCUAUAUUGGAUGAACAAACAGAAUAUUUUAUUCGUAUACAAUUAUUAAAUAAUAAUAUAUUAAAAAAAUUUUGUGAUGAACGUAAAAAACGUCGAUCAAGUUUACCAUUAAAUAUAUGGAAAAAACAACCAGAAAAAACAACGAAAAAUUUAUUACGGACAGCAAGUGAUACAUUAUUAUGUGAUGAACAUCUUCAAUUUCAAUUCAAUAGAAAUGAUAUAACAUUAACAUCAAUUCGAUUUUUAUUAUUUUGUACAGAUCGAUCUGGUUUUCAAGAUUUAAUAUUUGAAGCAUUGAUUCGUUUAAAUCCAUCAAUGAUACCUAAACAUCAAGAAAUAAUUGAAUUUAAAAAUCCUCCACAAGUUAAUUUUGGAGAAAUAUUUAUUGGUAUAAGUUAUCUUCCAACUUCAGAACGUUUUACAAUUAAUAUUAAUAAAUUACGUUAUUUCUGUAAAAUUGAAAAAGAAAAAAAUAUUGAUAUUCGUCUAGCAAUAACAUUAUUUCAUAAUGGUCGUCGUUUCUUUCAAAAGAAAAUUCCAUUGACUCUCAAUAGUUCAACAUCAAUUGAUUAUGAAAUAAAAGAUACAAUAACAGAAAAUAUUCCACAAAAUGAUAUACAUUCUAUAUAUGUACAUGUUGAAUUUAAUUCAAAAGAUAAUUCAUUCAUUUCUUCAAGUUCAAUACUUCUUGGUGAACAUACACUUUAUGAAUCUGAUUGGCAUAAAAUGCUUGAAUAUCCACGACAAAUUCAUCAUAGAUGGUAUCCAUUUCUCGGAUAA